This is a messenger RNA of Aedes albopictus (Asian tiger mosquito), 1679 nucleotides long. RefSeq names its product serine/arginine repetitive matrix protein 5. The transcript is spliced from 2 exons. The record is from RefSeq and is a predicted model, not a curated record. The coding region runs from base 262 to 1407 and encodes 381 amino acids. Lineage: Eukaryota; Metazoa; Arthropoda; Insecta; Diptera; Culicidae.
AGUUUCAGUUGCCUUUCGUCUCCAGAACGUUCCAAACGUAUUCGUUUUUCUCUCUGUUGUGUGCUUUUUGCAGUAGGUAGAUUUAUGUGCUUUGUGAAAAAAAGGUAAGCGUGUGAACCCAGCAGCAUCAGCCAGGAAGAUCCAACUACGCCAUAUUCCGCAGACAGCAGUUUGCAACAAAAUUUGCUCUAAAAGGCCAUUUGCGACUGCUGCAAGAUUGUUCAAAACAAACGUUGAACUGAAAUUUUUGAAAGAAAGAAAAUGGCUACCCCUAUGGGAUAUGGAACGUUGUUGGAAUGUCCAUACAAUAAGUCGCACCGUGUGCAAGCGACGGCCAUGGCCCGGCAUCUGUUCAAGUGUCGGAAGAUGCAUCCGAACAUAGAGUUUGUGACGUGCCCUUUCAAUCAUGCCCACAAGGUGGCGGAGCCCGAGCUCAAAAUGCACACGGCCACCUGCGAGGAUCGGGCCAAUUUCGAUAUGUACAAAUACUGCAUCACGACGGCGGCGGCAACGCACACGUCGUCCGAAGCGCAGGAACCGGAACUGAUUUACAAUCAGGAAGAUCCGAUUGCCCCGCAGAAGGUGCACGAUGACGAUGACGAGUGUUGGGACGAUUUGCGUAUUCCGGCGUACAAUCCGCAGGAGUACUGCGCCCAGGCAAAGAUUAUCCGAAAAGCCACUCUGAAGACGCCGGCCGAAAAGCGGGCUUUCUACGAACAGGAAAUGAAACGUCACAAAGAGUUGGAUGUUAAAAUUAAGCAGGAAAAGGGGGAGGACAUUGACGAACCGCGUAGUAGCAACGGUGAUCGGAGACGGCGUUCGCGUUCUAGGUCGCCGCCGAUUCGUUCGAGAAGGCGCUCUCGUUCGCCGCUGGCCUUCCGGGAGCGGUCUCCGCUUGAAUCUCAACGUCCUCCUAGGAGGCGGUCUCGCUCGUCUUCCCGUGGGUCUCGUCGUUCGAUCAAACGGCGCUCGCCUUCGCCGUCGAUUGCCGCCCGUUCGCGUCGUUCUCGGUCAAAUUCCCGGAAGUCGCGCUCUCUGUCCCCGCUUCGUGAUCGCAAGCGGCGCCGUUCGCCGUCGGUCGAACGCCCUCGUUUUCUGAGGGCUUCACCACCGUUGGUUGAACGUCCCCGCUUAAGGCGGUCUCCAUCGCCGGAAAUUCGUCGCGUUGUUCCUCGCUAUUCGGAAUACGAUCGGUACAUGGACCGGGAGCGUUACGCGCGCUAUGCUUACGAUCGGUACGAUUAUCCGCCGACGCGGCCAGAACGCUACGAUGCAUACGUCCGUUAUCCGCAUUACGACUAUUCGAGUCGCUACCCGGUACGCAUGGAGCGAGACACGCGGAGGGCCAUCUCGCCCCGGGAUCGGGACGAUGAAGAGCACAUCUACCGCCGAGAUUUUAGAGACUAGAUUUUAAUGUGUUUUUGUGUACCACAUAAGUUCAAGUUGAUCAAUCGUGACCUACCAAUUUUGUUUUCAUCUUUCUUUUUUGUAUUUUUUAGAGAUGUAAGUAAUAUUUUUCAAGACAAUGGCAUACAUAUUGCCGGCACUUAAAAUCGUGUAUAAAUGUAUAAGAAGCUUCUUUGCUUCGGAGGGUUGUACCUCUGGCUCCACAGUAAUUGUAUGAAUACCCCUAGUGAUUAGUGGUCGAUACGAUAAUAAUAAACGUUGCAUAAACAACA